This is a messenger RNA of Aureobasidium vineae, 453 nucleotides long. NCBI's taxonomy places the organism in Eukaryota, Fungi, Ascomycota, Dothideomycetes, Dothideales, Saccotheciaceae. The record is from the annotation of a GenBank genome assembly.
AUGACUCUUUGGCAAACCGCACUCGACGCCAUGGGUGAUGGACCAAUGGUCAACGCCUUUGACCUUGGACGUGCCAAGUCCGCCAGAGUGACCCAGUCACUUGCUAUGAAUCCUGAGGACUUGUACGGGCCUCGAGCAGCAGCUUUUGGAGCUAUCGAGGCGGGCUUCGUUCUCACUGCCAUGGGUGGACCUCUCGGAAUUGCUCCACUUAAAUAUGUACGCACUUUCUUUGAAGAGGAAAGACUGCCUUGGGACGAGGGUUGGAGACCGUUCUACGAAGCUACGAAUGCCGCCACUACGAUCGCCGUAGCUGCGGCAUCGUUGGCAGCGGACCCCAAUAUCCUCCCCAAUGCUGUCAGAGUCAUCAUUGGUACUCCAUCAGUAUGUGUCUGCUCCUUCUUGGGAACAAUCAUUCGCUCACAUAUCCUUUCUAGGAACUUCUCGAGACUGUGA